UAAAUUAGGAGAAAAUAAAAUAAAAAGAGCUAUUGUUUUUAACAAAAACAUUUUAUAUCAAUGACAUAUGACAGCUAGGUUUGUAAAAUAAACAAUAACAUAAUCGCUUUUUAAUCACUGGAUAGCUUGUUUAGCUCACAGAAAAACUUUUAACGAGACACAACAACAUACAAAAAAUGGCGCUUCUCAGUACAGUUAAAAAGUCAAACAUCGACAGCUUGUUUGAUCGGUACAGUCGCGUGUUUAUGACUCUUGUGUUGACAUUAAGUGGUUUAAUUAUGAUUGUUGAGUUUUAUGCACAUGGCAUGUCGUGUAUGAUUAGAGGCGAGGACUCAACCACCCAGCUUUAUAUCCAUAACUGGUGCUGGUCAAAUGGGUUGUUCAUCUAUAAGGAACUUGUUCAAUUUCCAAACAGCAGCUUUUAUCAUGGAUUACCUGAGAAUCUAGAAGAAACAGGAAUGAUUGAAAAUACGACAAGUACCUGUACUUUUGAUGCAAGGUACUCUACGAAGGAACUCGCAGGAUGUAAAGCCAUGACUCGGGAGUACUUUAGACAAUACCAGUGGCUUCCGUUCUACUUCAUCUUCUUGGCAUUUUUGUAUUACGCGCCAUACUCAAUGUUUAAGUUCGUAAAUACAGAUUUGCUUAGCUUACGAACCAAUGUGGAGAAGCGUGUUGGGAAACAAAUUAUAGAUGCAUAUUUUAAUCAUGACGUUAAUCCGAUAAUUGAAUUAUGGCUUCGGACUGCAUUGGGAAUAUUCGUGAAAGUUUUAUACAUCGUAGUCAACGUGUUUGCUUUUCGGUACACGGCAUCUUUGUUGAAUGGGGAUUACGCAAAAUAUGGUCAUGGAAAAGAUGUUCGUGAGAUAAAUGGAACAAAGGUUACUGUGGAAGGGGUGAGAUAUCCAGGGGAAUAUAUUCUUCCGUCCAGAGGAUUGUGCGACGUCCCAACUAUAAGUACCAUCCUACGUCGAUACGAUGUAGGUAAUGUACUUUGUCACGUUGAAGCUGUUACACUUUACCAACACAUUCUUCAUGUUCUGUGGCACUUGUUUAUAUUUGGAAUAACAAUUUCGGUUGUCGGUUUAGUAGCUCAUAUAGUGAAUAUGUUUUUCGGUUAUUGUUAUUAUGAGAGAAGGCGUGGCCACAACAGAGCGAUAACCUUCCGCGAAUGUGAAUAUCUGAUGUUGAUCAAGGAAAGAAAUAUGAUAUUGUAUAAUGAUGUCAUUCGGCAGUUAAAAGGUGAAAGUUAUGGCAGUCGAAACACAGAGAGCAUUGGCCUAGUUGAACAAUAAGAUUUCUAAAGGAGGGAUAAUUCUCAAAUAUCCAAAAAAACUGAAGCGAUUAAUAAAAGUUUCAUACAAAACAUAAAAACGAUAAAACAACUUAUAAUGUUUGAACAGUUCUAACCGUCUUGCGUGUAUUGUAAAGUUUGCUUUAGUACUAUCAACCCUUGUUUUUUUGGUUUAUAAAGUACCUGGGGGAGGAAGGGCUCUAAUUUUCGAAUGAUUUAGGCUGCAAUGGCCAAGGUAAAAAUAUUGCUGACACCAUUAAUUUUUCUACACAUUACAAUUUUUUAUGAGAUCACGUUUUCUUAUGACUCACUAUUAUAGCCAGCUUCACAUAAAAGUGAACAAUGUUAUUCUUGUGCGAAAAAAAAUAAUUCCGGAAAUAAAAAUAUGCGGAAUAUAGCUAAACUUAUGUGCUGACAUAAAAAAGUAUGAAUUUAUAUGAAUAAAUAGUUGACCUUUCACUGCAGAUUCUUUCCCAUGAUUAUUUUAUGAUCCAAUUGAUGAAAAGAAGACCGAAGUUAGAAUAAAACUAGAAAUGGCCUACAAAAUUAUUUCUUUAAAGAGACCCAAAGAGUGCGUACGACUUUUUGCUUAAGGAAAUAAGGCUGAAAAGAGCGAUCUUUGUGACUUCUUUGAAAAAAGUUUCCUUUUCCAAAAUUGUUAUUUUUGCCUCACAACAAUUCACAACAAUUUUUUUCUAGUUAAAACUUUGUACAACAAAACAUUUAGAUAGUAAUCAAGAAAGAUCACGCGGUUUUACUUCGAUGUUAGCAAUUCGCAUAUUCUUCGCAUUAAAAUAUAUCAAAAAGUUUUGAUAUUAAUGCGCAUGCCAUUUCUUAUGUUAGGAAUACCAUGCGUAGAAUAUAAACAUAUAAUAAAACAAAUAAGAAAACUGUUUACACCAAAAAAUAUAAUUCUUAUAUUCGAAUAACAUGGCUUCAUUGAUUAUGAGAUUGAUUCAAAUUUUGUUUGCUUUUGUACAUAACUACUAUUCAAAAUAUAAUUUUUCGGACAAUGAAAGAAGUCACGAGCUUUAGCAUUAUAUUGAACUUCUGUAGUGUGCAAUGUUAUCGUUAGUUUGUUGUUUUUACUAUUUGAUGUCUUUUUUUGGUAAAUCGACGACGGUGGAGGGCCGCCCUCCAUCUUUUUACUACAUAAUGAUUUUUAUUCGUUGUUUUUUGCUUUUAUCGUUAUUAUUUGUAACAAUUUCUUAAAAAAGAUGUAAUAUUUGUUAAACUCUAUUCGA
Hydractinia symbiolongicarpus is the source of this 2538-nucleotide messenger RNA. RefSeq lists its product as uncharacterized. Gene Ontology annotation, cellular component: plasma membrane; gap junction. Lineage: Eukaryota; Metazoa; Cnidaria; Hydrozoa; Anthoathecata; Hydractiniidae. The coding region runs from base 177 to 1295 and encodes 372 amino acids. The transcript has 2 exons. Gene Ontology annotation, molecular function: gap junction channel activity. The record is from RefSeq and is a predicted model, not a curated record.